Molecule: messenger RNA, 2479 nt
Organism: Nilaparvata lugens (brown planthopper)
Lineage: Eukaryota; Metazoa; Arthropoda; Insecta; Hemiptera; Delphacidae
Product: dynein regulatory complex subunit 5
Exons: 2
Coding region: 159-1547 (462 amino acids)
Molecular function (GO): protein binding
Source: RefSeq, a predicted model, not a curated record
GUUGAUAGAAUUCUAUUUGAUAAUAGCAGUUGAAUAUUGUUUAUCAAUAUUUCAUGUGAUUUUUUGUCAACAGAGAAUAUCUCUCAUCAAAAACUCGUGUUUGAUAGAAAAAUUUGAAUAUUUUCAAGUGAUUUAGAGUUUGUUUUCUAAGUGGUGAGAUGAGGAUACCUCACACUUUACGAGUUAACGUGAUAAGGGUCUAUGCCAGCUCAACCCAAUCCAGACAGUUAUUGGGAGAAAUGAACCGCUCCAUAGAAUCAGAUAACUUCAGCUGGGACAAGUAUGACCCUCUCAGUCUAAUGGAUACCUGUGUGAAGGUGAUGGCAGAAGGGUUUGAGAUGUGUUACGAGUACAUAAAAAGGUUGCCCAGACAGGAUCUGGAUUAUGUGCUGGAGAUUCUGAGGACGGAUUUGCCAGUACACCUGACUGUGCCAGUGAUCGAGGAUGGGGUUUACUGGAAGAGGUGUUGUGAUGAUAAUUGGCCUGAUGAGACUAUCAACCUCACGAAGUCUGAGACGUCCUGGAAGAAGGCGUUCCUGGAGAGGUAUUUGCAGCAGGUCGUUGAGAGUCAGAUUCCCAACCAGGUGGAUUGGACCACACUGGAGCUAACAGUUAACGCAUGCGCAGACUAUGUAACUCGACUACACCUGCAACAGUUGCUUCCCCCUCCCAACCUCGAACUGAGACCCGUAUCCCCCGACGAGUGUGUCCGAGGGACUCCCAUCACGAGUCACUUAGACAUCAGGUUUCUCCUCGCGAGGCUUCACAAGCUCCAACAACUGUCCAUCCGGUACGGGGUCAAAGAAUGCGGGAUGACCUACGAACAUUACUACUUCCAGAUCAGCGAAGCUGACGUCACAGAUUUGGCUGAAGGCCUCCGUCAAGGUCCUACUACCCUCAACAGUUUUGCCUUACACCGUUGCCAAAUCGACGACAUAAAACUGAAUAUCCUCCUCGGUGCCUUGAUAGACAUGGAGAACCUCACAUCACUGGACUUCUCGCACUGUAACUUUGGCAACAUUGGAGCGAAGUCUCUGGCGAAACUUAUAUCCCUCCACAAGUCCCUCAAAGAAUUAAACAUUGAGAACAACUCCUUUGGAGAGGAAGGACUAAUGGCGGUUGCGUUUGUGUUGAAUAAGAAAGACAGUUGUCCUCUAGAGGUUCUCAAACUAGAUUUGAACAUUUUUGGAGACGAAGGAGCCAAAGCUUUAGGUGCAUCUUUAGUCAACAACUCUACUCUAACCAAGCUAAGUCUAGCCGGUUGUGGUAUUACCAUUGAAGGCCUCACAAGUUUGAUGGCUGCAUUACGCUACAACACAACCCUGUUGAAUCUCAACCUCAGUAGUAAUAAUUUUUCCAACGAAUGUUGCACGGAAGUGAUGAUCGCGCUUGAGUUUAACACGUGUAUUCAAGUGCUAGAUCUGAGGAACACUGGCAUCGACAAUGAAGCGUUGUCGAAUUUCGAGACUUUCAUCAGACGGAACCGCAAAAUUCUACGGCGCUCAAGACUGAGCGAGGGUAACAGAAAUUUGAUUGAUUUCUUUUGACUGGUGACGAUAAAUCUGGAGAGAUUUGGAUCAAUAUCGAAGGAGAUCACUCCUGAAAAAUUAACAGAGUCUGCUUUCAAGAGACAAAUUUCGAAGCGAGAUUUCGAAGCAAGAUUUCGAGGAAAACAAAUUUUGAGGAGCUGAGAAUAAAAUUUGAACAAUUUUGACUGGAGACGAUAAAUCUGGAGAGAUUUGGAUCAAUAUCGAAGGAGAUCACUCCUGAAAAAUUAACAGGGUCUGUUAUUUCGAAGCAAGAUUUCGAGGAAAACAAAUUUCGAGGAGCUGAGAAUAAAAUUUGAACAUUCUUCUUUCAAAAGACAAAUUUUGAAGCGAGAUUUCGAGAAAUACAAAUUUCGAGGAGCUAAGAAUAAAUUUGUACAAGGCAAGAUUUCAAGAGAUACAAAUUUCGAGCAUAGUUUGACAAGAUUAGAGAAAUGUUGCGAAAUUUGUAGCCGAUAUGGGAAUACUAGAUCAAUUAUUCUCAUUGAUAAAAUCUUCUAUUGAGAGUACUAGGCCUGGAAUUACAAAUUUCGAGGAGCUGAGAAGCAAAUUUUGACAAGAUUAGAGGAAAUUUUGCAAAAUUUGUUGCCGAUUGAGGAGAAUUAGAUCAACAAUUAUAUCGUUGAUUGGAAUCUUCUUCAGAUACUAUAGGCCUGAUAUUGGUGAAUGUUCAUUGUUCUGGCUUUUAGAACCAUUCAACCCAAAAUAAGUGAACGUGAUUAUUUUCAUCUUGAAUCAUCAGGGAAAUACAAAAUUGGGGCGAUAAUACGUAUUUGAGUUCAUAUUGAAGGACUCUAUUAUCUUGAUAUCAACUCUUAAAUAAACUUUGAAUGAAUUUCUCUUGUUAUUCUGGUACAGUAUUUUGAGACCAAAAUACAUCAGUCUUAAUAUUUUAUUCUGAACUAAAUAAAACGUGUAUGUUGAGUGCAAAA